AUGUCCUUCGCUCUUCUGUCUCUACAGGCUCAAGAUGGCUGCGCUCUUAAGAUCAUCCCGGCUCCUCAAAUGCUCACCGGCUUCAUUGCUUCAGGUCACAGGAAACACCAGACAUGCACCGGCAGCUGGUCGUCUUUACAGCGGAGCGGUCGGGACUCCACAUGUAGGGCUUUGUGUCCGCCACACAGUCCCGAGACGGUUAAAUGUAAACAGUUUGUCCUCAUACACAUCGGCCCUGCCCUGUGUUAGCUGUCGUCAGUAUGGUGUUGUCCCAGAGCAGAGGGGGUUGGUGAAGGAUGAGCCCAGUGUGGCGGUCCGCUCCAAGCAGGCUCAGCAGUUUGACUGGGCUCUGGCCAAACUAGACAGCUCAGUCCGAAGGACAGGCAGGGUCACCAAAACACUGCUGCUGCGUAUCUUCCAUGAUAUUUGCAGAACAGGAUAUCCAAGUGGAAAUCAAGCCCUGUUGAUGCUGAGAAGCUGUGGCUCUCUGCUUCCUGAGGUUCCCCUAGUUGAGCGCAUAGAGCUGUCACAACGGAUCUGGGAUAAGCUUCAAGAACUUGGCGCCACCUAUGAUGUGAGCCAUUAUAAUGCCCUGCUUAAGACGUACUUGCAGAAUGAGUUCAGAUUCUCUCCAACCGACUUCCUUGCUAAAAUGGAAGCUGCUAAUGUUCAGCCAAACAGGGUGACCUAUCAGAGACUUAUUGCAGCCUACUGUGAAGUUGGCGACAUUGAAGGUGCAAGUACAAUCCUGGGCUUUAUGAAGAGCAAAGACCUGCCCAUCACAGAAGCUGUGUUCAACUCCCUAAUGACAGGCCAUGCCCGCGCAAGGGAUAUGGACAGUGCUGAAGGCAUCCUAUCAGUCAUGAAAGGUGCAGGGAUUGAGCCGGGCCCAGACACAUACCUAUCUCUCCUCAACGUGUAUGCUGAGAAAGGCGAUUUUGACAAAAUUAAACAGACUCUAGAGACGGUGGAGAAUGCAGAUAUCCAUCUGAUGGACAGAGAUUUGAUGCAGGUUGUUUUUAGUCUGACUAAGGCUGGCCAUCAGCAGUAUGUGCCUGAGAUUGUGGAGCACAUGCAUCACGAGAGGGGAUAUGUGCCAGAUGCUAUGAACCUCUGCUUGAGUCUGAUUACCCACGGACAUGAAGAGACUGCGUUUUCUGUGCUGAAGAACUUCACCGGCCUGCUGGUACAGUCGCAGACCAGUGACUCCCCAGACUUGGGAAACUUCUUUCUUCGCCACUGCGUCAAUAUGGACAAGUCUGUGGAGAACAUAGUUGGGUUUUGCAAAGAUCUAAAAGAUUCAGGUCUGCACUCAUCGCCACUGCAGUUCACCCUUCAGUGCGCCCUGGAAGCUAAAAAGACCGGUAUGGCUGUUGAGCUCAUGAGAAGGAUGAAGGAGGAGGGCUUGCCUCUCAGACCUCAUUACUUCUGGCCCCUGUUUAUUCAUUACCAGAAAGAGAAGAACAGUUCUGGUACUCUGCAAGCUCUGAGAGCCAUGCAAGAACUGGGUGUUGCAUCAGACAUGGAUACUUUUAGUAUCUAUAUCCUGCCGUCCUUCCCAUCAGUGGACAGUGCCCGCACUUCUCUUAAGGAGGCAGGUAUUGACGUGGACGCCAAUAUUUUGAUUGCGGCAGAAUUACGAGCCGAAGCGUCACGUGGAAACCUUGCAGGGCUGUUCUCUCUAAUGUCUUCACCUGCUCUUCCAAACGUUGACCUCAGUGCUUUCAGAGCCAGACUGAUCUCUGAUGUCUUCACCUGCUCUUCCAAACGUUGA
Sinocyclocheilus grahami is the source of this 1774-nucleotide messenger RNA. Its product is annotated as leucine-rich PPR motif-containing protein, mitochondrial-like. Gene Ontology annotation, molecular function: mRNA 3'-UTR binding; protein binding. Gene Ontology annotation, cellular component: mitochondrion; nucleus. The transcript has 15 exons. The record is from RefSeq and is a predicted model, not a curated record. The coding region runs from base 35 to 1774 and encodes 579 amino acids. Gene Ontology annotation, biological process: regulation of mitochondrial translation. Lineage: Eukaryota; Metazoa; Chordata; Actinopteri; Cypriniformes; Cyprinidae.